Messenger RNA from Ruditapes philippinarum (Manila clam), 3175 nucleotides. RefSeq names its product atrial natriuretic peptide receptor 1-like. The record is from RefSeq and is a predicted model, not a curated record. Bases 2 to 2830 code for a protein of 942 amino acids. Gene Ontology annotation, biological process: receptor guanylyl cyclase signaling pathway; cGMP biosynthetic process; intracellular signal transduction. Gene Ontology annotation, molecular function: ATP binding; guanylate cyclase activity; peptide receptor activity. Gene Ontology annotation, cellular component: membrane. The transcript is spliced from 23 exons. NCBI's taxonomy places the organism in Eukaryota, Metazoa, Mollusca, Bivalvia, Venerida, Veneridae.
GAUGUUUGUUUUGUUAUUAGGUUGUUCCUUGGCCGUUGAACCAGUAUCUAGAAUGGCGGUGUCAUGGAACAUUCCUCAUAUUACAUACAGCGGUUCGGAUGAAUUCCUUGGCAACAAAAAUGUUUUUUCGAUGUUGACACGCACUGGCCUCACUGUGAACGCGCAUACACAGGUUUACAUUGAGGUAUUGGAUGAAUUUGGAUGGACAAAUGUUGCAAUUAUUUACGACAUAUCAAAGGUUGUGCACAAUAUGACUGGGGCAAAUUUGCAGUAUCAGGAAACAUUUAAUCAAGAGACUACGCAUAUAACAGCAUUUGCUGCACCUUUUGAUGCAAAAGCUGACGACCUUAAUAAAGAAUUAGUGUCUGCAUUUGAUAAAGCUAUGGGACAUGCAAGAGUGUUCCUAAUAUUUUGUCACGGUGACGUUUUGAGGGAGUUGGUGCUUGUUGCUGGAAAGUCUGGACUUUUGCCUGGCGAGUAUGCACUGAUUUAUAUGUUUGAAGGACAUGGCUCUUCAACAUUUGGAGAAUAUACUUGGUACAGGGAAAAUUCUCCAAAUAAUCAGGACGUCAGGAGAGGGUAUGAAUCUUUACUCGUAAUAAGACCUCGGAGGCCAACAAAUACUGAGUUUGUAAGGUUUGAGGAAGAAAUGAAAAAGCGAGCUUUCACAGAAUAUAACUAUACAUGGAAACAAGGUUUUGAGGUUAUGGUGUAUACAUACGGUAUUUACGACUCAUUUAUUCUCUACAUUUAUGCCUUAAUUGAAUGUUUGGUUGCCAAUAGAGAUCCUCGUGACGGCAAAGCGAUUGUUCAAGAAAUGUGGAACAAAACAUAUCAUGGAAUUGGUGGACCUUUCUACAUUAAUAGUAAUGGCGACAGAGUAAUAGAUUACACGGUUCUAGACAUGGUCCCUGAAACUGGAGAAUUUAUCGUAGUGUACCAGUAUCUUGGCUGGAAAAGAAACCUAGAAAUGAUCCAAAAUAUUACCAUACAUUGGCCAGGUUCCGGUUCUCCUCCAAGAAAUAAGCCAGUAUGCGGUUUUCGUGGCGAGCUUUGUUUGACCUUCCGAUUGAAAGAGUCUACCGUUGUCGCAAUAUGUCUGAGUUGCGGAAUAUUUAUCAUUCUUGUAGUAGGCUAUGUAAUUUAUAGGCGUCAAAAACUUGAAGUCGCAAUACACAGUCUUUGGUGGAAAGUCAAAGCAGAAGAUAUUCAAACUUAUACAAUACAAUCAAUGCAGUCUUUCGGAAGCAGGCGAAAUAGAUCAAUGUCAAUACCAGCUGUUGAGCAAAAUUUACAGAGUACAAGCAUAUAUAAGGGUACCCGUGUGCACAUAAAGCGACCAAACAUAAAGACUUUAAAUGUUGACCGAUGCCUUUUACUAGAACUUAAACAGAUGCGUGACGUUACAAGCCCAAAUCUCACCCGUCUUAUUGGAAUUUGCCCGGAUUUAAACAAUAUAAUCAUAUUGACAGAAUUCUGUUCAAGGGGAAGUCUGCAGGAGAUGUUGCUGAAUGAAUCGAUCAAGCUAGACUGGGAUUUCCGUAUAUCUCUUAUUAAUGAUAUAGUGGAGGGAAUGAUUUACCUACACUCAAGUCCAAUUGUUUCACAUGGUGCUUUUACCAGCUCCAACUGUGUGAUAGACAGCCGCUUUGUUCUUAAAAUUACCGGAUUCGGUUUAAAGAGCAUAAGGGAAAGAGUGGAACGGACAGCUCAAGCUUAUUCCCCGAGCCUUUUAUGGAUGGCACCUGAGCACGUGCGCACGUACCCGCCAAGAAAAUAUUCUCAAUUGGGUGAUGUGUAUAGCUUUGGUAUUGUUCUUUAUGAAAUGUGCACAAGAAAUGAACCUUACGUCAACGAAGAAUGGUAUACUUCAGUAAAUGACACAAUCGACAAGAUACUUCAAAGUGAACACCCAACACGACCAACAUUUACUGACUCUGAAUCAUGCAACGAUAUUGCAGCACUGGCCAAACAAUGUUGGUCAGAUCCUCCCGUAGAUCGGCCACCGUUUUACGAAAUUAAGAAGCUGAUAAAAAUUGCAAAACGCAAAAGGAACAUCAAUCCAGCAGAAAAUGUUUUAGAUGUUUUGCUGAAGCGUAUGGAGCAGUAUGCUAACAAUUUGGAAGGCUUAGUUGAAGAGAGGACACAGGCAUUUCUUGACGAGAAGAAAAAAUCAGAAGAACUUCUAUACCAAGUUCUUCCAAAAACUGUGGCCAACCAGUUACGGGUGGGAAAUACUGUCUGUCCAGAAGCAUUUGAUUCUGUCACCAUCUAUUUUUCUGAUAUUGUUGGGUUUACUUCGAUUGCUUCGCUGAGUUCUGCAUUUGAGAUUGUAGAUUUAUUAAAUGAUUUGUAUACGUGUUUUGACACAAUCAUCGAAAGUUAUGAUGUUUACAAGGUUGAAACUAUCGGAGACGCUUAUAUGGUAGUAUCUGGACUUCCGGAAAGAAAUGGCAUUGAGCAUGCGCGACAUAUUGCUACAAUGGCGUUAGAUAUCCUCAGUAAUGUUGCUAAAUUUACUAUACGUCACCAACCAGAUACCCCACUUAGAGCUCGCAUUGGGAUUCAUUCCGGUCCUGUUUGUGCUGGGGUUGUUGGGAGGAAGAUGCCACGUUAUUGUUUGUUUGGUGACACAGUCAAUACUGCAAGUCGAAUGGAAUCGACGGGAGAAUCAAUGAAGAUUCAGAUGAGUGAGUCUACAAAAAACAUUUUAAGUUUACUUGGGCAUUUUAUAAUAGAAGAAAGAGGAACCAUAAAUGUUAAGGGAAAAGGAUUAUCAACAACAUUCUGGCUACUAGGAGCACAACAUCCAAAAGAAGCAGAUGCAUGACAACUUGUUUCAUGUGUUCUUUUUUCUUGUUGUCUUUUUUCUUUCUUUUUUUAGCAUUCUAAAAACAGAAUUUAACAAUAUCAUUAAAAAUAUUGAUCUUUACCUCGGCAAAAUUAAGCACGGACUGCUUCUUUAAGUAUCUUAAGUGGAUACAAUACACGGAAAUAGUCUGCAGCAAAACAUAUUGAGACACUUCAUUAGUUUGUAAAGACAUACAAAAUGACAAUAUGUUUGAAUACAUAUUAACCAUUAAAAUGAUAUAUUCUAAUGUCCUUGUCAUCUUGAGGUUAGCAUAUAUUUUUACAGAUAUCGGUUAUGUUUUACAACGACAAUCAUAGCUCAUCC